Messenger RNA from Exaiptasia diaphana, 1838 nucleotides. RefSeq names its product proton-coupled amino acid transporter 1. Gene Ontology annotation, biological process: amino acid transmembrane transport. The coding region runs from base 133 to 1593 and encodes 486 amino acids. The transcript has 9 exons. The record is from RefSeq and is a predicted model, not a curated record. Gene Ontology annotation, cellular component: vacuolar membrane. Lineage: Eukaryota; Metazoa; Cnidaria; Anthozoa; Actiniaria; Aiptasiidae. Gene Ontology annotation, molecular function: amino acid transmembrane transporter activity.
GUCAUCCUGUCAUCACAUCGAUCGCAACAUUACAUGGAAGCCGAAGGGCUGCCAAGCAAAACUAUAACAUGAAUUUAAAAUUGUAACAAAAUCAAAAUCCGAGUAUCUUGUUAACUUACCUUCACGAUAAAGAUGGAAUCAAGCGAUGAUUUAAAAAUGUCGAGCUUGGGAGAAAGCAAUUUGGGAGACGAGAAUUCGACCGAAGGUUUUGAUGACAAUGAAAAUGGAUUCGAUGAAAAGUCUUCCUUGGUUACUCAAGGGGACUCGGACUUCGAAAAGGCAUCCAGAAAUACCAAAACUAAAGACAUGGACCGAAGUCUUUACAUGGAAAAUACCGUCUCGUGGAUGUCAGCUGCAACGCAUAUCAUCAAGGCCAACUUAGGCAUGGGAAUGCUAGGGAUGCCAUUUGCUGUCAUGAAUGCAGGGCUUGUGGUUGGUCCACUUUUGAUUUUGGGUACCGGCAUUGUAGUUAUCCACUGUAUGCAUUUAUUGGUGCAAAGCAGUCACUUGUUCUGUGACAGAAGUAAAAAUAUGUCGCUUGGCUAUGCCGAAGUGGCAGAAAUGGCUGUUGGCCUAUACUACCCGUCAAUGAAGUCAUGGGGAAGGACACUGGUGAACAUUUUUCUUGUCAUCACCCAGCUUGGGUUUUGCUGUAUUUAUUUGAUCUUUGUAGCUGAAACAUUUCACCAGAUUUUACUAGAGCAUGUCAAUCUAGAUGUCAAAGUAUGGGUUGCAAUCCUUUUAGUUCCCGUCAUUUUGUUGUCAUAUAUACGCACAUUAAGGGUCAUGGCUGUUCUUUCUGCAGUUUCCAAUUUCCUGUAUAUUYCAGGCACUCUGUGCCUUUUAGUGUAUGCUGGACAUACCAUUCAUAGCCCUGAGAAACUGCCUUACUUUGUUGGCUUUGGCUCAUUACCACUGUCAUUUGGCACCAUAGUGUUUGCAUUUGAAGCAAUUGGUGUUAUCCUGCCAGUUGAGAACAUGAUGGCAUUGCCUCGUUACUUCUGCCAUGUCAUUAAUGGCGCAAUGAGCUUUGUCUUAAUAGCAUCAACACUCCUUGGGACACUGGGAUAUCUGUCCUGUGGUGAACACUGUUUUGGCAGUUUUACAUUAAACCUACCAAACACAGUAUUUGGAGAUGUUGUCAAGCUCAUGUUUGCAGUGGCUAUUAUCUUUACAUAUUUCAUCCAAUUCUAUGUCCCUGUAAACAUAAUUAUACCACCUCUUAAAGCAAAGGUUGCAGAAAAAUUUCACAACUAUAUGGAGUAUGGCAUUCGAACACUAAUGGUGUGCUGCACAGCAAUUCUAGCAGUUGGCAUUCCUCAGCUUGGUCACAUGAUCUCCCUUGUUGGUUCAUUUGGAAGCAUAUCAUUAUCGAUCACAUUCCCAGCACUUAUUAACUUGGCAGCUCUCCAUCAUGAGCAAAAAAUUAGCAAGAUUCUUCUUGUCAAGAACAUAAUAAUCAUUGUGUUUGGUGUCCUGGGAACAUUGACUGGGGUUUUUGUAUCCAUUGUUGACAUUGUUUGGACAUUUCAACAUGGAGGSGAACAUAUUGCUCACCAUAGACACCUUGCUAACUCAACACGUUCAUUUUAAGGAAGUGAUUCUAAAUUUCAUUGAGUUCUUUUUAUCAUGACCAUUCUCUACCUCUGCCUACAUGUACAUAUUGAAGUGAUUAUAAGUGUUUGGGGUUUAUUAAUUUUCACAAUAAGGUUAUUAUAAAAAGGAAAAUCAAUGAUGUAGUAGAGCACAAUGUGCAAACAUAUAAAAACCUAUUAACACUACAAAGCACCAAUAAGACAGUAGAAUUGAUAUCAACAAUAUUAUAAUUUAUAAUUUCA